AUGUAUCAAGCCAGCAAUGUCUACUUCAUCUGCGGCUUUGCCGCUAUAGGAGGAGCUCUCUUCGGUUUCGAUAUCUCGUCCAUGUCUGGUGUGCUCGGAACCCAGGCCUACACCCGUUAUUUCAACAACCCCCAGGCGUUUGGCUACACCCAAGGAGCCAUCACCGCCUCGAUGCCCGCCGGCAGUCUCGUCGGAUCUCUUAGCAGCUCGUUCCUUGCCGAUAGAUUCUCCCGGAAGAUGGCUCUCCAGGUGGCUUGCAUCCUGUGGAUCAUCGGUGCCAUCAUACAAUGUGCUGCUAUAGACCGCGGAAUGCUGUGCGCCGGGCGUGUCGUCGGAGGCAUGGCCAUUGGUAUCGCAUCCAGCGUCGUACCCGUUUACCAGAGCGAGAUUGCUCCCAGGGAAAUUCGUGGCCGUGUGGUCUCGUUGCAGCAGUGGGCCAUUACCUGGGGUAUCUUGAUUCAAUACUUCAUUCAGUAUGGUGCCUCAAAUGUCGGAGGUGGUCCCAACGAUCCCGAUCAGCCAGAGUCUGCCUUCCGAAUUCCCUGGGGCGUACAAAUGGUCCCAGCAGUCAUUCUAUUCGUAGGACUCUUUUUCUUCCCUUACAGCCCGCGUUGGCUCGCCUCGAAAGAUCGCUGGGAGGAGGCACUCGACGUCUUGGCUCGCACAAUCGGCAACGGUGACCGUAACCACCCGAAGGUUCUCGCGCAAUACCAGGAGAUCGAGGAUGCCUUGAAGUUCGAUCGUGAGCAGGCUAUCAGCAGUUACAAGGCAUUGGUGGCCCAUGGAAUGUUCAAGCGUGUCUUCUUGGGCAUGAGCGUCCAAGCUUGGUCCCAGCUUUGCGGCAUGAACAUCAUGAUGUACUAUAUCGUCUAUAUCAUGCAGGGAGCUGGCAUCGGAUCUCCGCUCCUCACCGCAUCGAUUCAGUACGUUAUCAAUGUGGUCAUGACUCUUCCAGCCAUCGUCUACCUGGACAGGUUCGGGCGUCGACCAGCAUUGAUCAUCGGCUCCUUCUUGAUGAUGACGUGGCUGUUCAUCAGCGGAGCUCUGCAACAGUACUAUGGCCAGCCCAACACCGCCGAGACCCGCACUGUCGAGAACGAGAACAUCACCUGGAUCAUCCUCAACAACCGCCCCGUCUCCAGCGCCGUCAUUUCAUGCUCAUACCUGUUCGUCGCCAGCUUCGCCACCACCUGGGGUCCAGUGUCCUGGACCUAUCCGGCCGAGAUCUUCCCCAGCAAGAUCAGGGCCAAGGCCGUCAGCCUGACAACCGCGACGAACUGGUUCUUCAACAUGGUGCUCGCCUUCGCAGUGCCGCCUUUGCUCUGGAACAUCUCUUAUAACAUGUACUACAUCUUCGGAGCCUUCAAUGCUGCCGCAUUCAUUCAUAUGAUUUUGAUGGCGCCAGAGACCAAGGGCUUCACACUGGAGGAGAUGGAUGACGUUUUCAACUCCGGCAUCCCCGCUUGGAGGACAUCAGGAAAGAGCAGCAGGCUCGAUCAGCUUGAGAAAGAGAUCCAGGAGGGCAAUCUGAAGGUUGCACCUAAGACUGAAACAGUUGCGAAGGAGGAUACCUUGGAGCAGACUGAGAAGGUUUGA
Molecule: messenger RNA, 1596 nt
Organism: Diaporthe amygdali
Lineage: Eukaryota; Fungi; Ascomycota; Sordariomycetes; Diaporthales; Diaporthaceae
Product: mfs glucose
Exons: 6
Coding region: 1-1596 (531 amino acids)
Biological process (GO): carbohydrate transport; transmembrane transport
Cellular component (GO): membrane
Molecular function (GO): carbohydrate:proton symporter activity
Source: RefSeq, a predicted model, not a curated record